Molecule: messenger RNA, 6389 nt
Organism: Ictalurus furcatus (blue catfish)
Lineage: Eukaryota; Metazoa; Chordata; Actinopteri; Siluriformes; Ictaluridae
Gene: erbb2
Product: erb-b2 receptor tyrosine kinase 2
Exons: 27
Coding region: 219-4007 (1262 amino acids)
Biological process (GO): positive regulation of cell population proliferation; protein phosphorylation; positive regulation of MAPK cascade
Cellular component (GO): signaling receptor complex; basal plasma membrane
Molecular function (GO): transmembrane receptor protein tyrosine kinase activity; ATP binding
Source: RefSeq, a predicted model, not a curated record
GCUCGCGCGCGCACGCGCACGCGCUCGCUCCUCGGCAGGAAGUUGUCGAGAUUGAAAAGGGUGAAAGAGACAGGACAGAAAACAAAACAAAGCCGACGCGACUUAUUUAUGUUUCGGGAAAAGUUAGGGAGUCGUUUCAGGGUUGAGUGAAGCUCGGAGGGAUCACUGAAGGGGGUUUAAUACCGCAGAUAACGACCCGGAGGCUGAAUAUGGACUGAAUGGUGGCCGAAAGCCCUAUGGAGGCGGCGAGAAGUUUUCGGUUCGUCCUGCUGCUCCUGCUGUUGGGAAUGACGAGAGUCUCGGCGAGAGAAGUAUGUCUGGGCACGGAUAUGAAGCUGGCAUUGCCCUCCAGUCUGGAGAACCAUUACGAGAUGCUGCGACUCCUUUACACCGACUGCCAGGUCGUCCACGGCAACCUUGAGAUCACACACCUGCAAGGGAUGCCAGAUCUUUCCUUCCUCGAGGGAAUAGUGGAGGUUCAGGGCUAUGUGCUGAUAGCCCACGUCUCCGUGUCCACGGUUCCUCUGGAGAACCUGCGCAUCAUCAGGGGCAGUCAGCUGUACAACUCGAGUUACGCGCUCGCUGUUCUGGGCAACAUCGGUGUCAGCCAGCUGUGGCUCAGAAGUCUCACAGAGAUUUUACUGGGUGAUGUUUACAUCUGGGGCAACCCCCAGCUGUGUUUCCCCAACCCUCGGUCUAUCACCUGGAAGGACAUCAUGGCUGAUCAGGAUCUAACUGGAAAACUGCAGCAUCUACAGUCAGCAGCGCCUUACUGUCCAGCUUGUCCUCAAUCAUGCAACUCCAGGGGCUGCUGGGGCCCCACUGGGUCUGACUGCCAAACACUGACAAACGUGCGCUGUACUUCAGGCUGUAAGCGUUGUAAAGGUCCUGAUGCGAGCGACUGUUGUCAUGUGCAGUGUGCUGCCGGCUGCACCGGGCCCAAAGACUCCGACUGUCUGACUUGUCGGCACUUCAACGACAGCGGCACGUGCAAAGACAACUGCCCUCCUCCCGCCAUCUACGACCCGGUGACGUAUCAGUCCAAACCAAACCCCAACAAGAAGUUCAGCUUCGGCGCCACCUGUGUGAAAAACUGUCCCAAUAACUAUUUAGCCAUGGAUGUAGCAUGCACAAUGGUUUGCCCCAAAGCCAAUCAGGAGGUCAUCAUCGUCCAACCAGAUGGCCUGGAGACACAGAAAUGUGAGAAGUGUGAAGGAGAAUGUCCAAAAGUGUGUUACGGUCUCGGGAUGGGGAACCUCCAGGGGAUAACUGCCGUGAACUCCUCCAACAUCGCUUCCUUCCAGGGCUGUAAGAAGAUCUACGGCAGCCUGGCCUUCCUUUCGCAAUCGUUUCAAGGGGACCCGCGCAGUAAUUUAUCAGGCCUGCAGUCGAGUGACCUCGAAGUGUUCCGAACUUUAGAGGAGAUCACAGGUUACGUGUACUUCGACGCAUGGCCACAGAACCAGAGCGACCUGAGCGUGUUUGAAAACCUGAAGGUUAUCAGAGGUCGAAUGCUUUACAAGGGUGUGUUUUCUCUGGGAGUGCAGUCUCUCCACAUCGAGUCUCUUGGCCUGCGUUCUUUGCGCCGCGUCAGCGGCGGCCUCGUGCUUGUCCACAACAACUCCAAGCUGUGUUACACGUCGUCUCUGCCAUGGGCCGCUCUGCUGUACCCAAGUCAGGAGCUCAACCUCAUCAGCAACAACAACCGCGACCCUAACACCUGCGUGGCUGAGGGUCAUGUGUGUGACUCGCUGUGUGCGAACGGAAACUGCUGGGGUCCCGGGCCAAGUCAGUGUGUGUCAUGUAAGUCAUUUCAGCGCGGUAUGGAGUGUGUGGAGCAGUGCAACAUCCAGCACGGUGCCAUCAGAGAGUUCAUCGACGGAUCCUCUUGCGUUCCCUGUCACUCAGAGUGUCGACUAAUCAAUGGCUCCGCCUCCUGCACCGGUCCCGGAGCGAACAAGUGUGUGGAGUGCAUGCACUAUCAGGACGGCGACACGUGCGUUGAGCGCUGCCCGAGCGGCGUGAAGGAGGAGCAACACACCAUGUGGAAAUAUGCCAACGAGAGCGGACACUGCGUGCCCUGCGCCACCAACUGCACCGUCUCCUGUACGAUGGAUGACCGAGGAUGUCCUGUUCAGCAGAAAACUGGACCUGGGACGACGAUAGCGGCGAUCGGCGGUGUCGUUCUCUUCGUCAUCCUGCUGGCUCUGCUCAUCUUCUAUCUGUGCCGGCAGAAGAAGCUGAAGAAGAAGGAGACCAUAAGGAGGCGACUGCAGGAGCAUGAGCUAGUAGAGCCACUGACGCCGAGCGGAGUACAACCCAAUCAGGCUCAGAUGCGCAUCCUGAAGGAAACGGAGCUCAAGAAGUUGCGCGUUCUUGGAUCCGGAGCGUUCGGCACUGUCUACAAGGGUAUCUGGACUCCUGAUGAAGAAACCAUGAAGAUUCCGGUGGCCAUUAAAGUGUUGCGUGAGAACACGUCCCCUAAAGCCAACAAGGAAAUUCUGGACGAGGCGUACGUGAUGGCGGGUGUGGUCAGUCCGUACGUGUGCCGCUUGUUGGGAAUCUGUCUGACCUCCACGGUGCAGCUGGUCACUCAGCUCAUGCCGUACGGCUGCCUGCUCGAUUACGUCCGAGAGAACAAGGACCGCAUCGGGUCCCAAUACCUCCUCAACUGGUGCGUGCAGAUCGCUAAGGGAAUGAGUUACCUGGAGGACGUCCGACUGGUCCACAGAGAUCUGGCAGCCCGGAAUGUUCUGGUAAGGAACCCCAACCAUGUGAAGAUCACCGAUUUUGGCCUGGCUCGUCUCCUGGACAUAGACGAGACCGAGUACCAUGCAGACGGCGGAAAGGUGCCCAUCAAGUGGAUGGCUUUGGAGUCGAUUCUUCACAGGAAGUUCACUCACCAGAGCGACGUGUGGAGUUACGGAGUGACCGUGUGGGAGUUGAUGACCUUCGGCAUGAAGCCGUAUGAUCUCAUCCCGGCACGGGAUAUUCCUGAGCUGCUGGAGCGAGGAGAGCGUCUUCCCCAGCCUCUCAUCUGCACCGUCGAUGUCUACAUGAUCAUGGUCAAAUGCUGGAUGAUCGAUCCCGAGUGUCGACCCAGAUUCAAGGAGCUGGUGAAUAACUUCAGCAGCAUGGCACGAGAUCCUCCACGCUACGUCGUCAUUCCGAAUGACGAGCAGAUGAGUCUGUCGAGUCUGGUGGACAGUCAGUUUUACCGCACGUUGCUGGAAGAAGAAGGCGGGAACGUGAAGGAACUCCUGGACGCAGAGGAGUAUUUGGUGCCCCAACCCGGAUUCUUUGAGAACCAGGCGAACGGACUGACAAGGCAUCACUCACACAGGAGCACGGAUCUGGUCCUGGAGACGGAUGUUGUGCCGAGCGGGCGGAGCAUGCACUCGUCGGUCAGCACGUUGGGGCGGAAUCUAUACCCGACACUUCCUGUCGGAGCUACGGCCAACGGAAACUGGGGAGGCUCUCAGUACCGCUCGCUGGCCCGAAGCCAGUCCCAUUGCUCCGCUGGCGGCCAGUCCGACUCCGUGUUUCUGGACGGGGGCAGGGACGAGCCUCCGUCCAGUCCCGGCCGCUACAGUAAAGACCCCACUUUCCCUGGGUGCAUGGAUGGAGACUUGGAAGUGGACGGGCCAAUAAGUUACCCGUCGCACUCGCUGCCACGCAGAAAACACACGCAACCAGAGUAUGUAAACCAGGCGGUCCAAUCAGAUCGGGCGAGUACGCUGCCACGGAAAUCCAACGAAAGGCGGUUACACAACGGCCUUAGUGCUGGACGCAGCGUGGAGAACCCCGAGUACCUAGUGCCCACGUCUCCUGCUUUUGACAAUCCGUAUUACUUGGAUCUUGUGGGUAACGUGCCUCCGGGUGGGGCUUCAGUGGGCGGAGCCACAUCUCUAGCAUCACCUCCCAGGCAGGUGAACGGCUAUGUGACUCCUACAGCGGAAAACCCGGAGUACCUGGGAUUGGCCGAAACCUGGAGCGGGCAAAGAUAGUGCACCUGAGAAGGGGCAGAUUGGGUCGAGUGAUUGAAUGAGUGAGAGUAAGUGAACACAUGAACGCAUGAGUCGAGCACUAUUGUAUUGUAUGUUUUAGGGCUGUCGGAUCGCUUUAAAAGUUGCAUCUUGAUUUGAACGAUUUACGAACUUUAAGGAAUGCAGUCAGAGUAAAACCUACACAGGUGUCGCAUUUUUAUUUAUGUAUAAUUUUUUUAAAAUCAGACAUCACAAGGAGACGUCAUAAGCUGCAGAACGGUGUUGCAGACACGACGUAGUACCCUAUAUGCCCGGUCAAACGAGAUCCAGCCACAGAAACGUUCUGGAAACAUAACGACGACGCCACUCUGAAAAAGAACGCAUACUUUUGUUUGCUUGUUUUUACAUUUAAAUAGAAAGUUAAUGUGUAAAAAAAAAAAACAAAAAAAAAAAAACUGAAGGUAAAAUUAUUAUUAUUUAUUUUUUUUUAAACAUUUAUUCCGACAGCCCUAAUAUAUCUGAAACGGUGAAUGUCAUGGAUGGAUGGACGAGUGUGUGUGUGUGUGUGUGUGUGUAUGUGACUACAGGAAACUCAAAUUCCAUCGAAAACAUGGAAUUUCCUUUCAAAAUCCAAUGUAGCAUCCGGCGUGUGGACAGCCUGGACGUUUAAAUUUUUUUUUUGUGGCGGUUUACCCAUCACUGAAAGACGUAAUUGGGACAGUGAAUUCACAAAUGAAUCAAUGCACGAAGGGUAAACCGAACACGGUACGAUCUAACGGAUGUGAUUAUCUUUAAACCGUAAAUGGUACGAGCCAACAGGGACGUUUUCAAAAAAAUAUAUAUAUUUUAAUUGUUUUAUGAGGACGCUAAUGAAGCACGUGAGAAUGUACAAACCAAAUGACACUGGAACUAGAAAUCACUACUUUGACUGUUUGGUUAUUCGUUUUUUUGUUUUCUCUCGCCCCAUUUCACAUCCCACUGCUUUUGUUUUUUGUUUUUCGGUCUUCCAAACACGGCAGCUCAAACCCGGUGUUGUUUCCAGGCUAAACUCGGACAUCCGGCUCGAGCAGCUUUUUUUAUACAGUAGCUAUAUGUUUAACAUGAGACUCUGAGAGCGAUGGAGGAGGACAAGAGGGGACGGGUCGACUUUGCCCUGCUGGAACCGCCACCAUUAUGAAGACUUAUGACUAAGAUAUGAUUAGUUUACGAUUUUCACAACGUAUACGACAUACACUCGAGUGGAAAGUCCUCACUGUGCUUGUUAUUUGUUUUUAUAUAUAUAUAUAUAUAUAUAUAUAUAUAUAUAUAUAUAGUUUCAGUAUGUGGUAUGAAUCCAAUAAUUGUGUCUUUUUAUGAAAUUAUUUCCAAACCAUGGUACUACACUCCCAGCACAAUCAAUGUUUUAGGACAAAAGGUUUUGUGGAAUUAUUUCGAAACUCAAAUUUGACGAAUCUGUGGGUUUUUAAAAAAAAAAUAUAUAAAAAUGAUCAUUUCUUUGAAUUUCUGACCACGUCAGAAUCACGUUCUGAAUCCAGCUUUCCAGCUUUCAGCACCAUCGUCAGUUGCGCUUAUAGGAAAUAUUUGGGGGGGAAAAACCCCACAUUGGUGAAUUUAGUUCUAACUAAGAAGUUCUAACUGCUUAAUUGGUGGUAUUGUUGUAAAUCACUUGCUUAAUAUCUCUUCAGUCAUGCCUUUAAUUUCUUACAUGACCUGAUUUCAAAAUUACAGCUAGUUGUUGUAAAUACAACAAAAUUAAAAAUAUAUUUUUGUGUCCAUUAACAAAAGCUUCACUUCUAGACCCAAACUAGAUAAAUAACUAGUUAUAGAGUAAAAAUAAAUACACGGGGCCAGUCAAAAGUUAACUUUUCUUUUCAUUUUAUUACAGUUUUAUCCACUAUUGCCAAUGAAAUGUUUCUGAAAUUCUUCGUAAAAUCCCCAAAUCUUUGCAAAGACUAGAUUUUAUGUUAUUUAUUUUUUUCCCCACCAAUAAAAAAUAAAAUAAAGUCACAAAUCCUUCUCGGUUCACUUUCGGAAAUGUUCUAUUUGAGAGGAUUAAACUACGUAGAAAUAUCUAUCGGGAGUUUAAAAAAAAACAUUUGACUGGCAGCGUACGUCACUCAUCAAACGCGCACACCAUAUUUCGUUUAGAUAUCGAAAUACGAGAAUCCGAUAAUAUUGAUAGCCCUUACCUUUUUUAAAUGUUCUCUCGCUUUAUAUUUCUGCUUUCGCGACCUAAAUUCCAAACACCCGUGCAUCCGUCAUUUCGCAUCCCGAUCCUCCUCGUCUUACAUCGCUUCAUUCGUUUCGCGAAGUAGAUAAAAAAAAAAAAAGUUUCGAACAAAAUAAGUUUGGUGAUAAGUUUAUUUAAUAGCUAUAAAAAAACAAACAAACAUGGAGAGGAAA